Talaromyces stipitatus ATCC 10500 is the source of this 1413-nucleotide messenger RNA. RefSeq names its product guanine deaminase, putative. The transcript has a single exon. Gene Ontology annotation, biological process: guanine catabolic process. The coding region runs from base 1 to 1413 and encodes 470 amino acids. Gene Ontology annotation, cellular component: cytosol. NCBI's taxonomy places the organism in Eukaryota, Fungi, Ascomycota, Eurotiomycetes, Eurotiales, Trichocomaceae. Gene Ontology annotation, molecular function: zinc ion binding; guanine deaminase activity. The record is from RefSeq and is a predicted model, not a curated record.
AUGUCACAAGAAGCCACAGUCCCGCAAAUGCGUGGUCUCCCAAUCGCCUUCCACGGCACUAUGAUUCACACCCUGGACGUCUCGACUCUCGAAAUCCUCCAAAAUUGCCUUCUCAUAAUCGACAGCGAGGGCAAAAUUGAAAAGAUAUACAAAGAUGCACCCCCUGACAAAGUCAACGAACUCAUAUCUGAAGCCGGCCAUACACCCGACGUAUUCCCAGUCAAAUAUCUCAAAAGAGGUGAAUUUUUGAUUCCGGGGUUUAUUGAUACCCACCAUCAUGCGCCUCAAUGGGCUCAGCGGGGUAUGGGACGAGAUCAGACGUUGCUCGACUGGUUGAAUAACGUUACUUUUGCACAUGAGCGGAAAUUCGAGGACUUGAAGUAUGCAAGAAAAAUGUAUACGGCCUGUGUACAAGCUGGGAUCAAGCAGGGCGUGACCACAGCAUCGUACUAUGGAAGUGUACAUGUGGAAGCAACUAAAAUUCUGGCAGAGAUAUGUCUGGAACAGAAUCAGCGUGCACUAGUGGGAAAAUGUAACAUGAAUCGCAGCUCGCCUGAAUGGUAUCAGGACUUGUCGGUUGAGGAAUCACUCAAACAAACCAAAGAGGUGGUUACUCAUGUCCGCCGUAUUGACAGCGAAGGGAAGUUGGUAAAACCCAUUCUCACACCAAGAUUUGCUAUUACGUGCGACGAUACACUACUCUCGGGAUUAGGAGAGAUUGUCAAAGAAGAAACCCCCAACGCCAUUCAUGUUCAGACGCAUUUCAACGAAGCCGCUGAUGAGAUGGAAUUCACCCGUCAACUAUAUCCACAAUUCAAACAUGAAGCUGAUCUCUACGAUGAAUACGGUCUCUUGGGUCCUCAUACUAUUCUAGCGCACAGCAUCUUUCUGGAAGAAGAGGAAAUGGACAAAAUCAAAUCCAAGGGAUGCGGGAUUGCACAUUGCCCUAUUUCGACUGCAACAUUGGGCGAAUUUAUGACAGCCCCAAUACGUGAAUAUUUACGCAGAGGGAUCAAAGUUGGGUUGGGAACUGAUGUUGGCGGUGGAUUUUCGAGCAGUAUGCUUGAGAUUAUGAGACAUGCGUUUAUCAUUUCCAAGGCACGGGAGACAAUGACCAAGGGUGCUGAUCCGGCGUUGAAGUUACAUGAAGGAUUCUUUCUGGCUACACUUGGUGGCGCACAGGUUUGUGGCCUGGAGGACAAAGUUGGUAAUUUUGUGGAGGGCAAGGAAUUUGACGCCUUGGAAAUUCACACUGUCGGUUCGGAACCGUGUGCAAGCGUUGGUGUCAUGAGUCCAAUUGAAGAUGACGACUCUAUUGCCGUUAUUUUUGAGAAGUUUCUGAUGACCGGCGACGACCGUAACAUUGCAAAGGUGUACGUUGCUGGACGGUCAUUGAAGGAGACUGUGUCUUGA